UUGUGUUGUUUAAACUUCGGUCAGACGUUGGAGCGUUAAAUGCCCGUUACAAUUCACCAAGUAGGUUGUUGGUUUUAAGUUUUGAUCUUUAUAAAAGCGUUAAGUCCGCACAUACUGUUCACCACCACAGAAAAAUGCCACGUCGGACCCAUGAUUCCUCUGCCCUUCGCAGGAAGGGCACAACCCCCAAACGUCGUCCCCCACAGCCGUCUCCAGGGCCCUCUGGUUCCAAAUCUCAGCCAAAAAAGACCCCCCCUAAGUCUCCUAAGAAGAGAAGGUUUCGACCAGGGACCAAGGCCUUAAUGGAGAUCCGCAAGUACCAGAAGAGCUCAGAUCUUUUGCUCAGGAGGGGACCCUUUGCUCGCUUGGUUCGUGAGGUGUGCCAGACUUUUUCCGGUACAGCUCUUCAAUGGCAGGUCCACGGUCUUCUUGCCCUGCAGGAGGCUGCUGAGGCAUUUCUGGUCCUGUUACUAUCAGAUGCCAACCUGUGUGCUAUCCACGCUAAACGGGUCACCCUGUUCCCCCGUGACAUUCAACUGGCCAGGAGGAUCCGCGGGGUGGAUAAAAUGUAAACGAAUAGAGAUCGGACCAACAAGCACACUGACAUUCUCUCCAAGUUACCAUGUUAACAUGUCUCCUGUGUAAUAUAUACAGCUUGGUCCUUUCACUUCUGCUAUGUUAGCUUGACCUCUGUUGUUUUAUUUUUUGUAAAUAUUGUUGUCAUUUCAAGUGAACAUUUUGUUAAUAAACAUCAAGAUUUUUUCUAUUGGG
Molecule: messenger RNA, 771 nt
Organism: Centropristis striata (black sea bass)
Lineage: Eukaryota; Metazoa; Chordata; Actinopteri; Perciformes; Serranidae
Exons: 5
Coding region: 135-572 (145 amino acids)
Cellular component (GO): nucleosome
Molecular function (GO): protein heterodimerization activity; DNA binding; structural constituent of chromatin
Source: RefSeq, a predicted model, not a curated record